AUGGGGAACAAGGUCCUGGAUGCUGCUGAAGUGGCCAAGCAUAACAGUGCAGACAGCUGCUGGGUCGUGCUGUACGGGAAAGUCUAUGAUGUAACAGAAUUUCUCCAAAAACAUCCUGGCGGUGCCCAAAUAAUUCUCCAGCUCGCUGGUAAAGAUGCGACGGAUGAAUUCGAUCCUAUCCACCCUUCCGGCACCCUGGAGGAUAAUCUUAAACCGGAAGCAUUUCUGGGCACCAUCAAUCCGGAUACGUUAUCUAAGGCAACAUCCCAUGCUGAACCCGAGAGCAAGAUCGAACUGACGCCCAAUAAGGCCCCCUCCAUGUCCUCGCUUUUAAAUCUCGAUGACAUAGAAGCGGUGGCUAAGAAGCAAAUCAGCAAGAAGGCCUGGGCAUACUAUUACUCUGCCGCAGACGAUCUCAUAUCGAAAUCGCUAAACAACACCGUCUACCGCUCCAUCCUCCUCCGUCCACGGGUUUUCAUCGACUGCACAAAAUGCGACCUCUCCACCAACACGCAACACACGAAUCUACCCAUCGUCCUGAAGAGAUUACAGACGCAUGAGGAUGCGUAUAUCGCAUCAUUGCAUGCGCCACAGGUCAAGGCGAUUAUCCUGUCAAACCACGGCGGGCGGGAGAUGGACACGGCGCCAACAGCGGUGCAUACGAUCAUGGAGAUUCGGAAACAUUGUCCCGAGGUGUUUGGAAAGGUGGAGGUGUGGGUUGAUGGCGGGAUUAGGCGGGGCACAGAUGUAGUGAAAGCAUUGUGUCUGGGGGCACAGUGUGUUGGGGUUGGGAGGGCGCCGUUGUUCGGCCUUGGUGCCGGUGGCGUUGAGGGGGUUGAGCGAGUAUUGGAGAUUCUCUCCACUGAAACGGCAACAGCCAUGCGACUCCUGGGCGUCGAAAAGGUUGAUGAUCUAGGCAUGCAGCACAUUAAUGCCCGUGCCGUGGAGCAACAAAUAUAUGAUGGCCCAGUAGGACUGCACGCACUGGAUCGCUUGGUUAAGCCUAAAAUAUAA
Histoplasma mississippiense is the source of this 1014-nucleotide messenger RNA. RefSeq lists its product with no specific name. Gene Ontology annotation, molecular function: oxidoreductase activity; heme binding. The coding region runs from base 1 to 1014 and encodes 337 amino acids. Lineage: Eukaryota; Fungi; Ascomycota; Eurotiomycetes; Onygenales; Ajellomycetaceae. The transcript has 6 exons. The record is from RefSeq and is a predicted model, not a curated record.